GUUUAAAUGUUCAGCUCAUCUGUCACAAUUUAGUCCACUAUCAGUAUCAACAGACGACAUCCAAAUCUUUUUGGGUAUAUGGUUGGAUCCCUACCUGAAUCAUGGGGCACCUUGUUCUUUUUGGUUUUAUGUUAGGUUUAACCCUUGCAUCCCCAACCAUAAGACCUCAGGAGCCUGAGAGAGACCAGAAGAUAAUGAAUUUGACUAUGGACCCUGGAUACAUGGAAACAUAUGAAAAUAAUUACACAAAACAUAGCAAAGUAAAAGCAGGACAAGAAAAAAAACAGCCACAACAUGCAGAGAAAGUAAGAAUAGACAAUAGAAGAGAAUCGUCCACCAACGAUAUUACUGAUAACCAAGACAAAACUAUCGAAACAAUGUUUAAUAAAACAAAAGGGGUUGCAGCUGAAAUUAUAAGUGCCAACCUAAAAAGUCUAAAGCAUUUUCAUAAAAGAAGUGCUGAAUUCUCCAGUGAUCAGUAUUCGAGUGAACCAAAUGACUCCACCACAUUUCCUUACCCAGGUGACUCCUCACAGGAUACAAGUGAAAAUCAUGACAGUGCCAGUUUAAAUGACCCUAACAAUACAGGUUCAAGUGAAUGUAGUAAUGCUGCGGGAUCUUCAGAAUCCAGCAAUCCUACUGGGUCAAAGAAAUCAGAUAUACUCAGUAGUUCCGAGGAGUUCACCUACAAUUAUGAUUCCCAGGAAACGACUCAUGCUGGAUCAGAUGAGUUAAAUGGAUCAUCUGUUUUAAAUGGUAUACCAAUCCAAUCAGAUUCAAGUGAACCUGAUAUGCAGUAUAGUAUUUUCACAACACCAGAUGAUGUUUCUGAGAACUCUAAUGAAUCCGGAGAUACCAGCAAGAAAGCUGAUGCUGGGCUUUCAAGUGAGUCUCAAAGUGUCAGUAGGUCUAGUGAAUCAAAUGACCAAAAUGAUUCGAGUAAAUCCAGUAGUUCAAGUGAUUCCAGCACUUCCAGUGAAUCCUCAGAGCCCAUGACUGCCACUACUACAGACAAACUUAUCUAAAAAGUGGAAUACACAGAUAAUAAAGAUUACCAUAUGGUGUCACUUUCAACUGUUUAUGUUUAAAAGACAUGUGUUUGAACUAUCAUGUCAUGAUAAAACAUGCUUUGCCACAAAUCCAAAAGUGUAUGUCAAGCUCAGUGGGGAUGGAUUUGAACUCCUGUUAUUUCUUUACCAUAUGUUGGGGUUCAUUAGAGAGAUUUGCCUUUACUUCCUGUCUUGCUGAUAAUGCUUUCACCAGACAGUGAGGAAAAAUCUGC
This is a messenger RNA of Rana temporaria (common frog), 1282 nucleotides long. RefSeq names its product suppressor protein SRP40-like. NCBI's taxonomy places the organism in Eukaryota, Metazoa, Chordata, Amphibia, Anura, Ranidae. Bases 102 to 1025 code for a protein of 307 amino acids. The transcript has 3 exons. The record is from RefSeq and is a predicted model, not a curated record.